Messenger RNA from Staurois parvus, 351 nucleotides. Lineage: Eukaryota; Metazoa; Chordata; Amphibia; Anura; Ranidae. The record is from the annotation of a GenBank genome assembly.
GUCUGCAGUCUCUGACCGUCUCCUGUACUAUGUCCGCAGUCUCUGGUCAUCUCCUGUACUGUGUCCGCAGUCUCUGACCGUCUCCUGUACUAUGUCCGCAGUCUCUGGUCGUCUCCUGUACUGUGUCCGCAGUCUCUGGUCGUCUCCUGUACUAUGUCCGCAGUCUCUGGUCAUCUCCUGUACUGUGUCCGCAGUCUCUGACCAUCUCCUGUACUGUGUCCGCAGUCUCUGGUCAUCUCCUGUACUUAUGUCCGCAGUCUCUGGUCAUCUCCUGUACUAUGUCUGCAGUCUUUGACCAUCUCCUGUACUAUGUCUGCAGUCUCUGGUCAUCUCCUGUACUAUGUCCGCAGU